Messenger RNA from Nematostella vectensis (starlet sea anemone), 1584 nucleotides. RefSeq lists its product as uncharacterized. The record is from RefSeq and is a predicted model, not a curated record. Bases 52 to 1278 code for a protein of 408 amino acids. Lineage: Eukaryota; Metazoa; Cnidaria; Anthozoa; Actiniaria; Edwardsiidae. The transcript has a single exon.
UCGAAUUACUUAAGCGAAGGGCAUUUUUUAGGUUUAACAAGGAAACGUGUCAUGGCAGAGUUGGAUUUGAGCACGCCAUCUCAGUGUUCAAGCGACAUCGUCGACUUUCUCGAAGACGUCCUUGAAACAGCUGAGCUUCUAAGGGAGAAAAUCGCUGUACUGGUAGCCAGAUACCCAGUGACCGCCAAGGACAACAGCAUCCCCGUUAUCAUAGGGGAAAUUCAGAUGAAAAUAAAGGGAAGACUCGAGUUGGAAAGGAAACUGUUAAAGACGCCAACACCAUCCCCCAGUCCGCCGGUCAGUCCUGACACUGUAGAAGCAACACCGGUAAAAGAGGUGCUGUAUCUUGUGAGCCUCUUUGAGAGCUCUUGUCUUCGCCGACGCACGAUCGAUCAGAUAGGGAAACUAGAGAGUGUUCUACCUCGUAAGAAAACAGUCAAGGUCGCUGUAAGCGUCGAAUGUCUGACAAAUGAAAAGUACGAUGCAGGUAAAAGACUUUUGAGGCUCAAGGAUAAUCAAAAGCAAUAUGAAUCUCUAGACAUUCAGAACCAGUCACGUCCCUAUGACAUCUUUGUAGUGGAUAUUGGCAAGUUGAAUCUGAAUAAUGAAUCCAUUCCCUUUUUUAAUCUGAGGGGGUUUGAGAGUGGAAAAAGUCUCGAGCGAUUUGCAAUGAACCCCAGGGCGUCUAGGCGAUUGAAGAACGAGGACGCGACCGAAAGAUUCGCUACAGCGAUUAAGAUCUCGGCCGCGAAUUACGCGCACUGGAGUGCUAUGUACUACAAGUCCGUGGCGAAUAAAGACAACAAUUCCCUCCAGCGUCAUUUACGACAGUAUGUUAAAGAUCCCCUUCACAGCAAAGGGGUCAUCUACUGCUGUCAAGUUCGCACAUCUGAUGAAAAGGGAGACCCAAGCGCCCAAAUGCUAAUCGGGAAGGCACAAGGGAGCUUCAUAGAAGAUAUCAAGAGUAUUCUCGCGCAAACAUCUACCGAGAAGGCGUCUCUUUUCCAACUAACUCUUUCAAAUCAGAUGACUUGGUCGAAUCUAACAGAAAAUGGCUCAGAAACUGGCUCAAGUCGACAAAGCAGCGCAGCAACAACCGCUGAUUCUAACGCUCAAGUCAUCGGGCUCAUUCUAGAUUUUGGUUACCCAGAAUGCUUAGUGGAGGAACUCAAAGGAAGCCUAGACAUGGGUGACCGUCUUUCGACACUAGAGAAAAAAUACAUCAAAUACUUUGGCGCCAAAAGUCCGCUUGGACUCAAUAAUGGAUUAGAUGAUUGACAUAUUGCUAUUGUAUAGACAUUUACUUGUUUUUCUUGCAAGGGUUAUGGCUAAUUUGAAAUAUUUCUGCUAUAAGAUCUGUAGUAAUUCUGAUAGAUGCUAGAAAAUUUGUAAUACUUACAGCUCGUCAUUUCGUCUCAGAUUACUUUUCUUCAGUUGCGUCAAGUCAUAGUACUGCUCAAUCGGAAGACCCCUGGAAUGAACAAAGAGAGCUUAGACAAUACACGUGGUAAAAAAAAUUAGGUGGUCUGCGUAGAUGCUGCGGAAGGAAAAUAAAUCAGCAUACGGCUGAAAGUUUAUGUUAAA